This is a messenger RNA of Centropristis striata (black sea bass), 4244 nucleotides long. Its product is annotated as voltage-dependent calcium channel subunit alpha-2/delta-1. The record is from RefSeq and is a predicted model, not a curated record. Gene Ontology annotation, cellular component: L-type voltage-gated calcium channel complex. Bases 176 to 3415 code for a protein of 1079 amino acids. Lineage: Eukaryota; Metazoa; Chordata; Actinopteri; Perciformes; Serranidae. Gene Ontology annotation, molecular function: voltage-gated calcium channel activity. The transcript is spliced from 39 exons.
UUAGAGGUGUCAGGGUUCGUUAAUCUGUGAGGGAGCGACACACUGCCACUCACGCUGUCGCUGCUGCUGCUGCUGCUGCUGCACACCGCUCCCAUUCAUCGGCGGUGAACGGGAGCGGAGUAGCCUACAUUAGGUGUUGACGCGCGUCGGGGAAUUUCCCCCCUCGUUUUUUACAAUGGAUACCUGCAGGGUACGAGCCUGGGUGUUUCUGGUCCUGUUAUGGCAGGACGGGUCUUUGGCAUCGCAGUUUCCGACACAGCUCAUGAUUGAAAAAUGGGUUGAUCAGAUGCAGAAAGAGCUUGUCACCUUGGCAGACACGGCCACAGCUGGGAAGAGCCUCACUCAGAUUUUUAUGAGGAACCAACACCUGUACACUGUGGAGCAAAACGACGCAGAGGAGCUGGUCGCCAGAGCAGCCAGGAAAAUUGAACAGCUGCUGCGGAAGAGGUCUGCUGCCUUGGAGAAACUGGCUACAGCUGCUGAGAACUUCCAGAUGGAGCAUGACUGGAAAGACGAGUUUGAGGAUGAUGAAAUCGCCUACUACAACGCAAAGGACAAUCUGGAUGCAAACGAGACAGAGGGAAGAAAAUACAGGAUUCGACCAGACUUUAAAGAGGACCCAUCAUUUAAACGUUUGACUGAUCACAAUCACACGGCUGUCCACAUCCCCACUGACAUUUAUGAUGGCUCCACCAUUGUGUUGAAUGAGCUGAACUGGUCGGAGGCAUUGGAGGACGUGUUUAGAAAGAAUAGAGAGGAUGACCCGACCCUUCUCUGGCAGGUGUACGGCAGCGCUACGGGCCUAGCUCGCUACUACCCAGCUUCUCCCUGGAUGGAUGCUCGCAAGACUCCCAGUAAAAUUGACCUGUAUGAUGUCCGGAGGAGGCCAUGGUACAUUCAAGGAGCUGCCUCACCCAAAGAUAUGCUAAUCCUUGUGGAUGCAAGCGGGAGUGUGUCUGGCUUGACUCUCAAACUGAUCAGAACCUCUGUCAGUGAGAUGCUGGAGACUCUGUCUGAUGACGACUACGUCAAUGUAGUUUAUUUUAACACCAGGGUGAAGAAGACAGCGUGUUUUGACCAUCUGGUUCAAGCCAACGUGCGGAACAAGAAGCUGCUGAAGGAUGCUGUUCAGAACAUCACCGCUAAAGGAAUUACAAACUACACCAAAGGCUUUGAGUUUGCCUUUGAGCAGCUCUCUACAACAAAUGUGAGCAGAGCAAACUGCAACAAGAUCAUCAUGCUGUUCACUGAUGGAGGAGAGGAAAGAGCUCAGGCCAUACUGGAGAAGUACAAUGCUGACAAAAAGGUGAGGAUCUUCACCUUCUCAGUAGGACAGCACAACUAUGAUAAAGGACCUAUUCAGUGGAUGGCCUGUUCCAACAAAGGUUACUUCUAUGAGAUCCCCUCCAUUGGAGCCAUCAGAAUAAACACACAGGAGUACCUGGAUGUCCUGGGAAGACCAAUGGUUCUGGCAGACAAGCAGGCCAAACAAGUCCAGUGGACUAAUGUAUACCUUGAUGCUCUGGAACUGGGCCUGGUCAUCACUGGAACACUACCUGUCUUCAAUAAAACAAAGACCAAAGACGACAGGAAUGGCGAGCACCAGAAUCAGUUGAUUCUUGGCGUAAUGGGGAUUGACGUGUCUCUGGAUGACAUCAAGAAGCUCACACCACGCUUCACAAUUGGUCCAAAUGGGUACUACUUUGCCAUUGAUCCCAAUGGAUACGUCUUGCUGCACCCUAAUCUCCAGCCAAAGAAUCCUAAAUUCCAGGAACCUGUUACCCUAGACUUCCUGGACGCUGAGCUGGAGAAUGACAUCAAAGUGGAGAUCAGGAGAAUGAUGAUCGAUGGUGAGACAGGCGAAGCAACCAUUGACACUCUGGUGAAAACUCAGGAUGAGAGGUACAUAGAUAGAGGAGUCAGGACCUACACGUUUGGGCCGGUAAAUGGAACAGAUUACAGCCUGGCUCUUGCUCUGCCUAAAUACAGUGAACACUUCAUUCAAGCUAAUCUUGGGGAUGACAUGAAACAAGCUAUGUCCAUGGAAACCAUACAGCAGGAGAGGUUUGAUGAGUUUGGUUACACCUACAUCGCUCCAAGGGAGUACUGCAAAGAGCUGAAGUUGUCACUCAACAACACCCAGUUUCUCCUCGACUUCAGCCAGUACAUUGAUAGGAACACUCCAGAUGCAUGUAAUAUGUCCCUGGUGAAUCGACUAAUCCUGGAUGCAGGUCUGACAGCUGAACUGGUUAAACUUUGGAACGAGCAGACAGUGGAUGGGAUAGUGGCCAGGUUUGUGGCCACAGAUGGAGGAAUCACAAGAGUCUACCCAAGAAGUGCUGGGGAAGAGUGGACUGAGAAUCCUGAGACAUACGAGUCCAGCUUCUACAAAAGGACCCUGGACAAUGAGAUUUAUAUUUUCACAGCUCCAUUGUUCAACUCAGAGGCCAGGGAGCCUGUUUCUGAGUCAGGUAUUCUUGUGAGCAAAGCAGUGGACAUCACAAUUGACGAAGUCACGCUCAAACCAGCAGUUGUGGGAGUGAAACUUAAUGUCUCAUUCUGGAUGAACAGUUUCAUGAACGCCACGCUGAAACUAAAUUGCAAGGAUGAGAUCUGUGGCUGUUUGAGGAAUGACAAGCAUGUAGACUGCGUGAUCCUGGAUGAUGGGGGAUUUCUUCUCAUGUCCAACCAGGAUGAGUAUAUCAACCUGAUAGGUCAGUUCUUUGGUGAGGUGGAUCCUGUGCUGAUGAUCAACCUGGUCAACACCUCCCUGUAUUCCUUCAACAAGACCUAUGACUACCAGUCUGUAUGCGACCCAGAGAAAGACAGCAAGGCUGCAGCAGGACCCCGCUCCGUCUAUGUGCCUACCAUUGCAGACUUGCUCAGUAUUGGCUGGUGGGCCUCCAGUGCUGCCUGGUCGAUACUCCAGCAGCUCAUCUUUGGUCUCAUAUUCCCCAACCUUCUAGAGGCAGCGGAGUCAGCAGAUGAUGACAUACCAGAUGCCAUGUUUAAGGAAAGCUGCAUCACAGAGCAGACUCAGUACUUCUUUGACAAUGAUGAAAGAUCCUACUCAGGUGUCCUGGACUGUGGAAACUGUUCCAGGAUGUACCGUGCAGAGAAGCUGCCAAACACUAACCUAGUGUUCUUGAUCACUGAUGCCAAGGCAACGUGUUUGUCAUGUGACCCCAGGCCACUACGACAGGCUGAGCAACCCUCUGAAGGUCCGGAUCCAUGCGAGUUGGCUCAGAACCCCAGAUACCGCAAAGGGCCAGACGUGUGUUUCGACAACAAUGAAAACGAUGAACCCUUGUGUCCAAUCAGCAGAUGUCCUACACUGAGUCUCUCACCUCUCUUGUUGUUUCUGGUGCUGAGUUCAGGGAAGAUGAUUCUGAUUGUGGAGGUGGGACCUGUCUAAGUCCGUGUCUUUGGCCAAUGCUUGGGCUCCAACUACUGCUGCUGUGGCUCCUCACAUCUUUACAACACUCAUGACCCUUACACACACACACACACCUACACACACUCAUACACACACAUGCCGAUCAUCAUCUCAUCCAACAAGAGGCCAGAAGACACUCCAGUCAUGCCAUCCCGGAUGUAUGCAGAAUACUGGCAACAAGACAUUUUGUUUUCUGUUGACAGUAUCAGCAUUUCCAUUUUCCAAUGCCAAAGGUCGCUCAUUCAUUUCCUCCUGGUCAUAUCGGAAAAUACAGACACAUUUACUGUGCUCAGCUGAACUCAUCUCCAUGAUAUACACCUUAAUAUCCUUCUAUGGUGCAAGAGUAAGAGCUAACCAAACCCUUUAAUUCUGCCUCAUUUCUUUUCUGAUUUAUUUAGAGGAGGUUGAAGAGUCCCACUAUGCCAACUAAAUAUCAUUCAAAGACUGUAUGUUCACUGACAGCGUUGAUUUGUGUAGUUGUCGAUAUUGUUUGUUGCUUAUUAUACUUAUUGCGUAUGAAUCAUUAUGCUGUAAUGACUGUUUAUUUUUGGCAACCAGUGCAACUAUAAAGAAUAUCCCUUUUGUUUGAGUGUUUUUUAAAUGUACUGUACCUAUCUAUUUAUCUAUUUCGUUUGGUUUUUUUUGUAAUCAAAAUCAAACAUUCAACAUGAAUAGCUAGGUGUUGUAUUGUAGCAGCAUGUGCUCAGUACAGAGCUAAAGACAACACCAGUACUCUGACACCAAAGCUCACAAGGACCACAGAUACACACAAACCUACUACAGAGAAUCUACAAGCUGGUUUAUUUCA